UCAGCGAAGAGAGGCUACACAAGGUCCUAAAGAUGGCGGCCGCAACAAAAAAGUCACGUGACUGAAACCCAUGAAUAUUUGCAUUUAAACAGGAAGAGUUCAAGUCUCUAGAUUUAUGACUUGAUCACUCACAUGGUGAACACAAGCUAAAUAUUAAAUUAGCUAUUUAGAGAAGUAGACUCUUUAUAUAAUUUAUUUUUCAUACCUUGAUAUAAAAACCAUGAUAAUUAAUUUGCAGUUUCUAUUUGAGGACAAUAAACAGAUUGUAGAAGAAAGGACCAACUCCAAAUCUGAUGAGUGGAUCCCCUCAAGUUUCUGACUCUGUUGAUCCAUUGCUCAGUGGUAUGGAUCACAAUCUUACCAUUGUAUUAUUUGGAAACUCUGCUGCGGCCCAGUUUCAGCAUGAUAAUAUUCUACUUGGAGAAAUACAACCAGAUAUUGAAAAUGUAGAAGCAUCCCGGAUUGUUCCUUUGCAGAUGAAGAUAUCAGGAUGUCACAUCUCCGUGAUCAGUCUGAUUGGCUUACAUGAAACUGCAUUUAACCCGCAUCCCCUCAUUGGUCAACUAGUGAAUGACAAUGAAAUCAACGCCUUCAUCUUUGUUGUGCGACUGGGCCAGUUAACAGAUUCUGAUAAGAUGGGUCUUGAGUGGCUUCAGAGAGUGUUUGGUGAUGAAGUUCUUCAGUUUGUGGUGAUUCUCUUCACCUAUGAGAGCGAGGAAGAGUCUGACUCUAUAAUAGAUGAUCUGAAGAAAAAUUCUACUCUGGAGCAGCUGACUGAGAAAUGUGGUGGAAGAUAUCACACCUGUAGCAAGAACAUGAACAGCCAGUCAGAGAUGAGAGAUCUACUUAACAGAAUUGAGAAUCUGUUUAUUGAGAAUAAACAGCAGAGCUACACUAGUGAGAUGUACAAUACUGCGUUAAGAGAGAGAGAAGACCUGCAAAACAGGAUAACAAAAAAUCAGCCCACAAUAACCGAGGAGAGCAUGGAAUUCACCACAACUAAAGAGACAGGAGAGAGACUUGAGCCAAAAGUGGACAAACAUUCAGAAGAUGGUGCAAGACUGAAUCAAAGCAAAGGAAGUGGAAUCAGUGAAAACAUACAGCAUCUACUUCAAAUACUUAAUAACAAGAAUCAAAGUAAACUAAGAGCUGCAGAUGUUCUUCAGUUGACUGCACAUUCUUUACAGUAUCAUGAGUCUUGUGCUGAGAAGGACCUUAUUCAGACUUUCCUACAAAAACUACUGAUGAUGAACUACAGAGCCAGAUAUAUUAAAACGAAUGAGACCAAUAAACAGCAAGAUGGACAACAAGGAAGCACUGACAUAUUUGAAGAUGAAGAUGAUGUCGAUAUUUUCAGCGAAAUGCCUUUGUUUACUGAAGGGAUAAGCAGGAAAGAUGCUAUUCACCCGAUGGAUGUUCAGAUGGCUGUGUUUCAUUGUGCUGAUAGUUUCCUCAAGCAGCUGAUGGUGACUAAACUGUCUCAGUGUCAGUACGCUCUGCCUCUGCUUGUUCCUGAUCCAUUUACACAAGAGAUUGAGUUUCCUCUCUGGACAUUCAGACAAAUAAACAAGAGCUGGAAGAUGAAAGAUACCAAAAAUGAAAUCAGUCAAAUACAGCCUGUCUGGAAGACAGAAACACCAAUGGUGUCUUUCUUCAGGUUUGGUUCGGUGUCCUUAUCCAAAUCUCAGCUGUUGAACAGUUUGAUCAAUGAGAAACACAACACGUUCUUCCACAGGCAUUGCCCAGGCAGCAGCAAAACAAGAGUAUUGAUGGAUGGAGUGGUGGAGAUCGCCUGGUACUGCCCCUCUGGGAAAGAAACGGAUAAAUUUACUCAGUGUAUUUCGCUCUGUAACCUUCAUGGUGAUGCAGGAAACAAUAAGAGACAGCUGCAGAUCCUCACUGAAAUGGGUUCAGUCAAUGUUGUUAUUCUACCACGACUUGACAGAAAUGACAAGAGUGCAACACAGAUGCAAAACCUGUACAAGGACAAAAAGCCACUUAUCUGUCUUUUUACAGAGGAUGAAUAUAGUGUAAUUGAGACAAGAAAAUGGAAAUACAAAAUUGGAUUAAAAGGCAGAAAUCAAUCAGAUGUAUCUGAAGAGCUCAUACAAACUAUAAAUAAAUGCCUCUCAUUCUUACUGUCAGAAUCGUCUUCUGUUUUCAAACUUGAAGAUGUGUCCAAACAGUUAGGUAUCAGAGUAGAUGAGGAUCAUGACCAUGAUUGCAGAAGAGGAAAAGAAGCAGCCCAGCAGAUGAUGGGUUUACUGAAGGAUAAAAAUCCGACAGAAAUCAAAGAGUCAUUUCUGCCCUGUCAGGGAAAACUGUGGCAUCAGUGGUGUGAAAAGAACAAAGAACUACAUCGAUUCGAGGGAAAUGAAAUAGAAAUUGAAAUAAAUGUAAUAAAACAAGAGAUGAAGAAAAUCCGUAAACAGCAGCAUGUUCUGGACAUUGGUGACUUCAUGAAGUUGUUUAUUACAGAAAUUAAUUCACAAUCUCCAAAUGAGAAGGUAUUUUUUUUUAAAUGGCUCACAAUCCUCCUGGAUGAAUACACUUCAGCUGACCUUUCUGCUCUACAUUACAAGUAUGAUGAAAAGUGGUCAGAAGUUUUAAAACUGAAAGAGAAAAAUGAAAUAACCGAGGAACAGAUAAAAACUAAUUUUACAGAUGAACAAACAGAACUUGAUAGGAUAUCAAAAGAACUUCAAGCUGCAACUUUUGGCUUGGAGCACAUUCUGAGGGAGAUCGGUCAGAUCUAUGAAUCAUGUAAAUCAGAGGAUAAGAACAAGGAAGGCCUGCCGUGUGAUUUUUCUUCUCUCCCGAGUCUUGCAGCAGAGAUGAUGAUCUCUGGAUUUCCAGUGGAGCUGAUGGAUGGAGAUGCUGCUCAUGUUCCUGUGGUCUGGGUUACUGCUGUUCUACAUGAACUCAUCCAGAAACUGGGAGACAAAAAAGUAUUUGUGCUGUCAGUUUUAGGGAUCCAGAGCUCUGGGAAAUCCACUAUGCUGAACGCCAUGUUUGGACUCCAGUUUGCUGUCAGUGCUGGUAGAUGCACCAGAGGAGCUUUCAUGCAGCUGGUCAGAGUAUCAGAGGAGAUGAAAGAACAUCUGAAGUUUGACUUCAUUCUGGUUGUUGAUACUGAGGGACUUCAUGCACUAGAACUAUCUGGAAGGUCAACAAGACAUCAGGACAAUGAAAUGGCUACAUUUGUUGUUGGUAUUGGUAAUCUGACAUUAAUAAAUAUCUUUGGAGAAAGCCCAUCAGAGCUGCAGGACAUUCUUCAGAUCGUUGUUCAGGCCUUCAUGAGGAUGAAGAAAGUUAAUCUGUCUCCCAGCUGCGUGUUUGUUCAUCAGAACGUUUCAGACGUCACAGCUGGAGAGAAAAACAUGGACGGAAGGAGACGGUUGCAGGAGACACUUGAUGAAAUGACAAAACUUGCUGCUAAAGAUGAAAUCUGUGAUGCACAAUGUUUCAGUGAUGUCAUUAAUUUUGAUAUUCGGAAAGAUGUGAAAUAUUUUGCACAGCUGUGGGAGGGAAGCCCACCCAUGGCACCACCAAACCCACCAUACUGUGAAAACAUCCAAGAGUUACAGGAAACAUUUUUAAGCCAUGCAUCAAAAUCAGAUGGCUUACAGCUGACACACCUAAAAGGUCGUAUUGAUGAUCUCUGGGAGGCUUUACUGAAUGAACGAUUUGUGUUCAGCUUCAGAAAUUCUCUGGAAAUUGCAACAUACCGAAAACUAGAGACUGAAUACAGCAAGUGGUCCUGGAGUCUCCGCAGAACUAUGCUGGAUAUAGAGAACAAACUCUACAACAACAUAGAAAAUGAAACAAUUGAUGAGGUUUCAGAAAGUCAUCUUCAAGAAAAUCUAAAAGGGAAAAGUGGAGAGGUAGAAAGAUUAAUGUCAGAAUUCUUUGAGAAGGACAAAGAUAAAGAUACCCUGAUACAGUGGAAAGCAUCGUUUGACAUCAAAAUCAAAGAGCUAACGGAAAGCAUUGUGAGAGAAACAAAAAAGAAAUUAAAUGAGAUUCUUCAACAGCGAGAUAUAAAGAAAAAAAUUGAUGCUCAGAGGACACGUCAUGAAAAUACUCUCUUGGAAAAGAGCAAAGAACUUGCAAUCAAACUUAAAGACAAAGCAAAUGAUGAAGCAAUCCUGAAAAAAGAGUUUGAUACCUUUUGGAAAGAGUGUGCUAAUAUGAUUACCAGAGAAACUCCUGCAGUCAAACAGAUUGAUGUUUUAAAAGACAUGAAACAACUUCUCAGUGAUAUCUAUAAAAGUGUUCCAUCAGACUCCUGGUCAGACAGCAGGGAUAUUUUCUCUGUACCAAGUUAUUCAGAUUAUGUUCAGUUAAAUAAAUCCAGUGUUAUUACAGGACAUGCUGAAAAUCCCAUCAAGCCAGCUAAAGAGAAGUUUGGUUACUCAUUGACUACAGAGGAUGAAACCCAAAUAAGAACCUUAGUCAAUGACAUUGCCCAACAUGCAGACAACAUGAUCAUGUCGUAUAACAUUACAAAGAUGGGCUACAACAAAACCUACAUUCAGGAACUUGCAGGUUAUAUCAAAGCAAGAGUAGUAGAUUAUGAGCAAGGUUCCAGGAACUAUGUGUUCACAAAUGAAUUUUCUAUGAAUUUGGUCAUUUCCAUCUGUAAGAGAGAAAACAAGGUAAUAACUGAACAACACAGAAGAUUCAGAGAAGCCAAUGAUCCUGUUUUCUACUUUGAACAGAAGAGCGAAGAGUACUAUAGUAUUUUUCAGAAAUACUGUCAAGGUGCAACAUCAACUGCCAUUUUUGGUGAGAUUAUCUGUCAGAAAUUGAAGGAGCCCAUUCAAAAGAGUGUCUACAAAGAUACUGCCAGAGAUAUCACUAAUGAAAUUAAAACAAACUGUGAAUCACUCAAUGGAAACAGAUCUAAACUUGAGAAACACAUCCUCAAGUGUCUGGCAGAACAGGAGAAUUUUGGCAAGUACAUUACAUACUUUAAUAAUCCAAGAGACCACUUAAAGAGUUUUGUCAGAGAUGAAGUCAGUCAGUACAUCACUGAUAAGUUUGAAAUGAGUGUUCGGCCCAAGAUGAAGGAGAAAAAUAAACUUCUCCACCAGAAGAUCAUGGAAGCGGUUCAUAGAGCGACUACACUGGUCAACACGACCAAUGGAGAUGUUCAGAAGUGGCUGAAUCAUUUCACACUGCAGCUCUCAGAUGUGCUGAUAUUCUCUGUAAAGGACCUCAGUGGCGUGAGCCAUGAAGGUGUUGAUGAUUUCAAACUUCUAGAAGAUGUGAUAAGUGUAGAGCUUGAUUCAGUAUCAUCAGAAAUGCAAGAUAAAUUCAGCACAAGGACAUUUCCAGUCAAUCUGGAACAGAAGGACAGACCAGAUGAUAUUCUGUUUGAUCACCUCGGUCAAUGCUGCUGGGUUCAGUGUCCCUUCUGUGCAGCCACAUGCACCAACACUGUAGAAAACCAUACCGGAGAUCACAGUGUUCCUUUCCAUCGAGUGAAUGGUCUCACUGGAUGCUGUUAUGAAGGGACAGAGUGUCUCAGUGCAGAUUUUUGCACAUCUUUAGUGAGAACUGGUAAAAUGUUCUAUACAGGUCAGUGGUUUCCAUGCAAUGAAUACAGAAAAGCAGGAAAUGUUUAUGCAAAAUGGAGCAUCACCCCUGACUUCUCUGAACUGUGUUACUGGAAGUGGUUUGUCUACAGAUUUCACGAAGAUGUACAAGAAUACUUUGGGAAAACAUUCCACAGGUGGUUUGAGAUUUCAUAUGAAUGGAGAAAGUACUCAAAAGUCCAAGCUAUUGCAAGUUUGGAUAAAUAUAUCUAAUGAAAGAUAUAUCACAUGUAGGUCUCUGAUUCAUAGACCACAGUUUGAAAUUUCUGUUUCACACAGGCAGUCUCUGAGAUGCAAUAUCGCAUAUAUCCCCCCCAUAUAUCGCAUAAGAGCUCCAAAGAGGUAAAAAACAAAACAAAAAACAAAUGCAAAUUUGCCCUGUAGCUCUGUGUCCUCCCAGUACAGUACAAUAUAUUCUUUGUGGUGGGACGAGAGCACAGGAUGGUGAUCAGUUUAAUAAGCACAUUUUUGUGUUAUCAUGUUUUUACUAUUUUUGCUUUUAAUAUGUAACCAUGUUGCACUGUAGUGGAUGAUACACUAUUCUUGUUAUUUCUAUUAUCUUCAUUAAAUGGGAACCUAACCCAAAGAGA
Molecule: messenger RNA, 6190 nt
Organism: Carassius gibelio (silver crucian carp)
Lineage: Eukaryota; Metazoa; Chordata; Actinopteri; Cypriniformes; Cyprinidae
Product: interferon-induced very large GTPase 1
Exons: 4
Coding region: 294-5813 (1839 amino acids)
Molecular function (GO): GTP binding
Source: RefSeq, a predicted model, not a curated record